GCAACGGCCGUAGCCUCCGCUGUGUAACUACCGCCCUGCCUCUGGGAAUUGAAGUUUCUGUGGAAGGAAGCGUGAGCGGUAACCAGGCCAACCCAGAAAGGCUUUCUUUCUGAGAUUUCACUUCCCUAUCAACUCCUCAGCUCGUUGUUUUUCAGAGGCACCAAAUAAUGUCAUCUGAAAUGUUGCCAGCAUUUAUUGAAACUUCUAAUGUUGACAAAGAGCAAGGCAUAAAUGAAGAUCAAGAGGAGAGCCAGAAGCCAAGAUUAGGUGAAGAGUGUGAACCAAUAUCUAAACGACAAAUGAAAAAACUAAUAAAACAGAAACAAUGGGAAGAGCAACGGGAACUCCGCAAACAAAAGCGAAAAGAAAAACGCAAGAGGAAAAAAUUAGAGCGACAAUGUCAAAUGGAAUCAAACUCAGAUGGAAAUGACAGAAAACGUGUUCGAAGAGAUGUUGUUCAUAGCACCCUUCGCCUUAUUAUUGACUGUAGUUUUGAUGACUUGAUGGUAUUAAAGGACAUUAAGAAACUUCAUAAGCAGAUUCAACGAUGUUACGCAGAAAACCGACGGGCACUGCAUCCUGUGCAGUUUUACUUGACAAGCCACGGAGGCCAGCUGAAAAAGAACAUGGAUGAAAAUGACAAAGGAUGGGUCAACUGGAAGGAUAUCCAUAUCAAACCAGAGCACUAUAGUGAACUCAUAAAAAAAGAAGACCUGAUUUACCUUACAUCAGAUUCACCUAAUAUACUGAAGGAAUUAGAUGAAUCAAAGGCCUAUGUGAUUGGAGGAUUAGUAGAUCACAACCAUCACAAGGGACUCACAUAUAAACAAGCAUCAGAUUAUGGAAUCAAUCAUGCACAGCUCCCGCUUGGAAAUUUUGUGAAGAUGAAUAGUCGAAAAGUUUUGGCAGUUAAUCAUGUGUUUGAAAUUAUUCUGGAAUACCUGGAAACAAGAGACUGGCAAGAAGCGUUUUUUACUAUCUUGCCCCAGCGGAAAGGAGCUGUUCCCACAGACAAAGCCUGUGAAAGUGCUUCUCAUGACAGUCAGUCUGUCAGGAUGGAGGAAGGUGGAUCGGACAGUGAUUCCAGUGAGGAGGAAUAUAGCAGAAAUGAACUAGAUUCACCACAUGAAGAAAAGCAGGAUAAGGAAAAUCACACUGAAUCUACAGUGAACUCUCUGCCACACUAAAGUUACCUGGUUUCCUUUUAGUUUAAGGAAAAAUUAGGAGAAAGUGAGGUGCUAUAUAGAAUAUUGAAAUUGGAAGAACAUUUUAUUUUCUCUUAUUUCUGUUGUGAUUUUUAAAAACUUUUUUUUGGACCUAAAUAAUAAUAAAAAAUGCCCUUUAAA
Nomascus leucogenys (northern white-cheeked gibbon) is the source of this 1346-nucleotide messenger RNA. It is a transcript of the gene TRMT10A, whose product is annotated as tRNA methyltransferase 10A. Gene Ontology annotation, molecular function: tRNA binding. Lineage: Eukaryota; Metazoa; Chordata; Mammalia; Primates; Hylobatidae. Gene Ontology annotation, biological process: tRNA N1-guanine methylation. Gene Ontology annotation, cellular component: nucleoplasm; nucleus; cytosol. The record is from RefSeq and is a predicted model, not a curated record.